GAAGUAGGAUGUGAUAUGUAGGUAUGACCGCUUAUGCACUGCCUUAUGCUCGGGGUGUCCCACAGAGAUGCGCAGCACGCUCAAGAUAGACCUUGUCAGCCACUGGCUCUUACUGGCUCACAGUAGUGACAUCCAUCCUUGUACGCUAACCAUCAUCUGGAUUACGCUCAGCCGCAAGCAAGCUCAAGACUCUUUGUGCGUUGCCAAGCCACGUGCCCUGGGUACUCCAGCCAGCCCUGGCUCCACCGCUCCGCCGGGCCCUCCGUCCUCGCUCAUCAACUCGGCGUCCGCGAUAGGAGCGAUACGUCUCGUAGUUGCUUCACAUCAUCGGUGCUGGCUGUGCAUGCAAGAGUAAGCAUAAGGCCCGUCACAUAGAACUAGUAGUAGUCCAUGCAUAAAAUGUGGUCUUUCGCGGUACAGAACAUCGUUUCA
Molecule: messenger RNA, 432 nt
Organism: Boeremia exigua
Lineage: Eukaryota; Fungi; Ascomycota; Dothideomycetes; Pleosporales; Didymellaceae
Exons: 1
Coding region: 68-355 (95 amino acids)
Source: RefSeq, a predicted model, not a curated record